This is a messenger RNA of Oryctolagus cuniculus (rabbit), 10136 nucleotides long. RefSeq names its product ATP binding cassette subfamily A member 12 (gene ABCA12). Gene Ontology annotation, molecular function: ATP binding; ABC-type transporter activity; ATP hydrolysis activity. Lineage: Eukaryota; Metazoa; Chordata; Mammalia; Lagomorpha; Leporidae. The record is from RefSeq and is a predicted model, not a curated record. Gene Ontology annotation, biological process: lipid transport; transmembrane transport. Gene Ontology annotation, cellular component: membrane; intracellular membrane-bounded organelle.
GCAAGAGAAUGUAGGACAAGUCCUACUGGCCUGGCCAGGGUCCCACCUAAUUCCUUAUGACGUGUCUAGUGCAGGUGACACGUUCUUUAAGGUGUGGAUAGGCAGUUAAUUUCAUGGAGAGUAGGAGGUGUAAGUUUGGUGUAGUGUUUUUUUUUUCUUUACAGUGGGGCAUUAUCUGAACGAUACUCAUUCUCUCUUGAGUCUGGACUUCAUGCAACAAGCAGCAACUGGAUAUUAUUUUAAAAUAAGCACAAGCCAUCAAAAGACACUGAUCUGGGUCCUUCUUUUGGAGGAACCAUUGAGAAGUGCUUCUUGGUCAAGAACUAACCAAAGGAAAACUCCAGCAGGAAGAGAAGAACUGUGGGUUUCUCACCCCAGCCACCACGGAAGCUAUGCCGUGAAAAGACUCGACACAUUGACACACAGCCAGUGGGACCGGGUGUUGAUUCCUCUUCGGAGGUUUGGAGGGAAAGAGAAGAAUUCCCUCACUGAGGUAUUUGAAGGAUGACUUCCCAUUUUCGGCAGCUUCGGAUCCUGGUCUGGAAAAAUUGGCUUGGUGUCAAAAGACAGCCGCUUUGGACACUUGUUUUAAUCUUAUGGCCAGUCAUUAUUUUCAUAAUUUUGGCUAUUACCAGAACAAAAUUUCCUCCAACAGCAAAAGCAACCUGUUAUCUUGCUCCUCGAAACCUUCCUAGUACUGGCUUCUUCCCAUUCCUGCAAACUCUACUCUGUGACACUGACUCUAAGUGUAAGGACACACCUUACGGGCCACAAGAUCUGCUUCGCCGGAAAGGAAUUGAUGAUGCACUAUUCAAAGACAGUGAAACUCUGAGAAAGUCAUCCAAGCUGGAGAAGGACAGUAAUCUAUCACUCCAGAGCACCCCAGUUCCAGAGAGAAGGCACGCAUCGCUGGCCACAAAAUUCCCCAGUCCAAGUUCUGAUUUGAAAAGUUAUGAAACAGAUACUUUUAAUGGCAGUCAAGUUCUUGCAUGGAUCCUUGGCUUGGAAAAGCUGUUAAAGCAAAAUUCAACUUCAGAGGACAUACGAAAAGAACUGUGUAAGGGCCAUCCAGGAUACAAUGAGGAUUAUGCCUUCUCUUGGAUCACUGUGGGAAAAAAUGUUUUUAACAAAUUUUGCUUUUCCAACAUGACCCUUCUAGAGUCUUCUCUUCAAGAACUAAACAAACAGUUCUCUCAGAUAUCAAGUGACCCCAACAAUCAGAAGCUUGUGUUCCAGGAAAUGGCCCGAGUGCUGUCCCUCUUCUCCCAAGUGCAGGAGCAGACAGCUGUGUGGCAGCUCCUCUCUAGUUUUCCAAAUGUGUUUCAGAAUGAAACAUCGCUAAGCAAUCUGUUUGAUGUUCUUCAAAAGGCAAAUGGGGUGCUGCUGAUGGUGCAGAAGGUUUACCCACGUGCUGAAACUAAUGACGGCUUCAGAACCGUCCAGAAGUCUGUUAAACAUCUGCUGUACACUCUGGACUCCCCAGCUCAAGGUGGCUCUGUUAACACAACACAUGUGUGGAAUGAAGAUGAUGAGCAGAUACUCUCUCCAAGCAGUCUGGCUGCACAGCUUCUGAUCCUGGAGAACUUUGAAGAUUCUCUCUUAAAUAUAUCGGCAAAUAGUCCUUAUCUUCCUUAUUUGGCAUGUGUGAGAAAUGUCACUGACAAUUUGGCCAAGGGAUCAGAAGAAAAUCUAAGACUCCUGCAAUCCACAAUUCGAUUUAAAAAAUCUUUUCUUCAAAAUAGUUCCUAUGAGGAUUACUUCCCUUCAGUUCCUGAAGUCCUAAAAUCAAAACUGUCUCAACUUCGAAACCUGACCAAACUUCUUUGUGAGUCUGAAACUUUCAAUUCAAUAGAAAAAUCGUGCCCGCUGUCUAAUAUGAGCUUUGGGAGCCUCUGUGAAGAGAGUGUGUUUCAUGUGCAACUCCUCGAAGCAGCAGAGCUGGGCACUGAACUAGCAACCAGCUUACUGUACCAUGACAAUAUCUUAUCUAAGAAACUGAGGGAUUUGCUGACUGGGGAUCCAAGCAAAAUUAACUUAAAUAUGGAUCAGUUCCUAGAAGAGGCAUUGCAAAUGAAUUACUUGGAAAAUAUCACUCAGCUAAUGCCGACCAUUGAAGCCAUGCUGCAUGUCAAUAACAGUGCAGAUGCUUCUGAAAAACCAGGUCAGCUAAUAGAAAUGUUUAAAAAUAUUGAAGCGCUGAAAGAAGAACUGAAGCAAAUGACAGGAAUGUCCAACAGCAGCAUCGACAAGUUGCUAGCUAUUCCAAUCCCUGAUAACAGAGCUGAGAUUAUUUCUCAAGUGUUCUGGUUGCAUUCUUGUGAAACUAACACUACCAAUCCCAAACUAGAGGAUGCAAUGAAGGAAUUCUGUAGCCUGCCUCUUCCCGAGAGAGCCCGCCAGUCUUACCUCAUCGGACUUACUCUCCUGCACUACCUGGACAUUUACAACUUCACAUACAAGGUGUUUUUUCCUAGAGAAGAUCAAAAACCUGUGGAAAAAAUGAUAGAACUCUUCAUAAGACUGAAAGAAAUUCUCAAUCAGAUGGCUUCUGGCACACAUCCGUGGCUAGACAAAAUAAGAUCCCUGAGACAAAUGCAUCUGUCCAGAAGUGUUCCAUUAACACAGGCCAUGUACAGAAGCAACAGAAUGAAUACACCACAAGGAUCAUUUACUACCAUCUCCCAAGCCUUGUGUUCCCAAGGAAUUACCACUGAUUAUUUAACUGCCAUGCUGCCCUCUUCCCAGAAGCCAAAAGGCAAUCAUACCAAGGAUUUUUUGACUUACAAAUUAAGUAAAGAACAAAUUGCUUCGAAGUAUGGAAUUCCCAUACAUACCACACCAUUUUGCUUCUCCCUUUAUAAAGACAUCAUUAAUAUGCCAGCUGGACCCGUGAUUUGGGCUUUCCUGAAACCUAUGUUGCUGGGAAGGAUUUUAUAUGCCCCACAUAACCCAAUUACAAAGGCAAUCAUGGAAAAGUCUAAUGUAACUCUGAGGCAGCUGGCAGAAUUAAGAGAAAAAUCUCAGGAGUGGAUGGAUAAGUCGCCAAUUUUCAUGAAUUCCUUCCAUCUGUUAAACCAAGCAAUUCCAAUGCUCCAGAAUACUCUGAGGAACCCCUUUGUGCAAGUUUUUGUGAAGUUCUCCGUGGGACUUGAUGCUGUGGAGCUUUUGAAGCAGAUAGAUGAGCUUGAUAUUCUGCGGCUGAAAUUAGAAAACAACAUUGACAUCAUUGAUCAGCUUAACACACUAUCUUCUCUGACAGUAAAUAUUUCCUCUUGUGUAUUGUAUGACCGUAUUCAAGCAUUAGAAACCAUAGAUGAAAUGGAGAGAGAGGCUAAAAGGCUCUCUAAAAGCAAUGAACUCUUUGGAAGUGUUAUUUUUAAGCUUCCCUCUAACAGAAGCCGGCACAGAGGCUAUGACUCUGAAAAUAUCUUUCUUCCUCCUGUCAUAAAAUAUACCAUCCGCAUGAGCCUCAAGACUGCACAGACCACACGAAGCCUAAGAACCAAGAUCUGGGCCCCGGGGCCACACAACUCUCCAUCACACAAUCAGAUCUAUGGCAGGGCUUUUGUUUAUUUACAGGAUAGUAUUGAAAGAGCAAUCAUUGAAUUGAAAACUGGCAGAAACUCUCAGGAAAUAGCAGUUCAAGUUCAGGCAAUUCCUUAUCCAUGCUUCAUGAAAGACAAUUUCCUAACCAGUGUCUCUUAUUCUCUUCCAAUUGUGCUCAUGGUUGCCUGGGUUGUAUUUAUAGCUGCUUUUGUAAAAAAGCUUGUUUAUGAGAAAGAUCUGAGGCUUCAUGAGUACAUGAAGAUGAUGGGUGUGAACUCCUGCAGCCAUUUUUUUGCCUGGCUUAUAGAGAGUGUUGGAUUUUUACUGAUUACCAUCACAAUCCUCAUCAUUAUACUCAAGUUUGGCAAUAUUCUUCCUAAAACAAAUGGGUUCAUUUUGUUCCUGUAUUUUUCGGACUACAGUUUCUCAGUUAUUGCCAUGAGCUAUCUUAUCAGUGUCUUCUUCAACAACACCAACAUUGCAGCUCUAAUUGGAAGCCUCAUCUAUGUCAUUGCCUUUUUUCCAUUUAUUGUUCUGAUUACGGUGGAGGAUGAACUGAGCUAUGUAGUUAAAGUAUUCGUGAGUCUUCUGUCCCCAACAGCAUUCAGCUAUGCAAGCCAAUACAUUGCACGAUAUGAGGAACAGGGCAUUGGCAUGCAAUGGGAAAAUAUGUACAGUUCCCCAGUGCAGGAUGACACCACCUCAUUUGGCUGGCUGUGCUGUCUAAUCCUAGCUGACUCUUUCAUUUAUUUCCUUAUUGCUUGGUAUGUCAGGAAUGUUUUCCCAGGGACAUAUGGUAUGGCAGCCCCAUGGUAUUUUCCAAUCCUUCCUUCCUAUUGGAAGGAGAGAUUUGGAUGUGCAGAGGUGAAACAUGAGAAAAGCAAUGGCCUUAUGUUUACUAAUAUCAUGAUGCAGAACACCAACCCAUCUGUCAGUAAGACAAGUCCUGAGUGCAUGUUUCCUUCCAACAUUGAGCCUGAACCUAGAGAUCUCACAGUGGGGGUAGCUCUGCAUGGCGUCACAAAGAUGUAUGGCUCAAAAAUUGCCGUUGAUAACCUCAAUUUGAACUUUUAUGAAGGCCAUAUUACUUCAUUGCUGGGACCCAAUGGAGCUGGGAAAACUACAACCAUCUCUAUGUUAACUGGGCUAUUCGGAACCAGUGCCGGUACCAUCUUUGUGUAUGGAAAAGAUAUCAAAACAGACCUAGACACUGUCCGGAAGAACAUGGGGGUCUGUAUGCAGCACGAUGUCUUGUUCAGCUACCUCACUACCAAGGAACACCUUCUCCUGUAUGGCUCCAUCAAAGUUCCUCACUGGACGAGAAAGCAGCUCCACGAGGAAGUGAAAAGGACUUUAAAAGAUACUGGACUAUACAGCCAUCGUCAUAAAAGAGUUGGAACACUGUCGGGAGGAAUGAAGAGGAAGUUAUCUAUAUCCAUAGCUCUCAUCGGUGGAUCGAGGGUAGUAAUUCUGGAUGAACCAUCCACUGGAGUUGAUCCAUGUUCUCGCCGAAGUAUAUGGGAUGUUAUAUGUAAAAACAAAACUGCCAGAACAAUCAUUCUGUCAACACACCACCUGGAUGAGGCUGAAGUGCUGAGUGACCGCAUUGCCUUCCUGGAGCAGGGUGGGCUCAGGUGCUGUGGGUCCCCUUUUUAUCUCAAGGAAGCCUUUGGGGAUGGCUAUCAUCUCACACUCACCAAGAAGAAGAGUCCAAAUCUCAGCGCAAGUACAGUCUGUGACACAAUGGCCGUGACAGCGAUGAUCCGAUCACAUCUCCCAGAAGCCUACCUCAAAGAGGAUAUUGGGGGAGAGCUGGUUUAUGUGCUCCCUCCAUUCAGCACUAAAGUCUCAGGAGCCUACUUGUCACUCCUAAGAGCACUGGACAAGGAUAUGGGUACCCUCAACAUAGGGUGCUAUGGCAUUUCAGAUACCACCGUGGAAGAGGUUUUUCUGAACUUAACUAAAGACUCACAAAAAACUACUAAUAUGAGUCUGGAGCACUUAACACAAAGGAAAAUUGGGAAUUCCAGUGCAAAUGGCAUCUCGACUCCUGAUGAUUUGUCUCUGAGCAGCAGCAAUUUCACAGACCGAGAUGACAAAAUCCUGACGAGUGGAGAAAGGUUGGAUGGUGUGGGGCUGCUACUGAAAAAGAUAAUGGCCAUCCUCAUCAAGAGGUUCCACCACACGCGCAGGAACUGGAAAGGCCUUAUCGCACAGGUUAUCCUCCCUAUUGUCUUUGUAACCACUGCUAUGGGCCUUGGUACUCUGAGAAAUUCCAGCAACGAUUAUCCAGAGAUCCAGAUCUCCCCCUCUCUCUAUGGUACCUCGGAUCAGACAGCCUUCUAUGCGAAUUCUCACCCAAGCACAAAUGCAUUGGUCUCAGCAAUGUGGAAUUUUCCUGGCAUUGACAAUCUGUGUCUGAACACCAGUGAUCUGCAAUGUUUAAAGAGAGAGAGUCUGGGGAAAUGGAACACCAGUGGAGAACCUAUCACUAAUUUUGGUGUUUGCUCCUGCUCAAAAAAUGUCCAGGAAUGUCCUCAAUUUAAUUACUCUCCACCUCAUAGAAGAACUUAUUCUUCUCAAGUAAUUUAUAACCUCACUGGGCACCGCAUGGAAAAUUAUCUUAUAUCAACUGCAAAUGAGUUUGUCCAAAAAAGAUAUGGAGGUUGGAGUUUUGGGCUGCCUUUGACUACAGACCUUCGUUUUGAUAUAACAGCGGUUCCUGCCAAUAGAACACUUGCCAAGGUGUGGUAUGAUCCAGAGGGCUACCACUCCCUUCCAGCUUACCUCAACAGCCUGAACAAUUUCCUCCUGCGAGUUAACAUGUCUGAAUACGAUGCUGCCCGACAUGGUAUCAUCAUGUAUAGCCAUCCUUAUCCUGGAGUACAAGACCAAGAACAAGCCACAAUCAGCAGUUUAAUCGAUAUUUUAGUGGCACUGUCCAUCCUAAUGGGCUACUCCGUCACGACCGCCAGCUUUGUCACCUACGUUGUAAGGGAGCAUCAGACAAAGGCCAAGCAGCUGCAGCACAUUUCAGGCAUUGGUGUGACGUGCUACUGGGUAACAAACUUCAUAUAUGACAUGGUCUUCUACUUGGUACCUGUAACAUUUUCAAUUGGUGUCAUUGCAAUUUUCAAAUUACCUGCCUUCUAUAGUGAAAACAACCUAGGUGCUGUAUCUCUCCUGCUUCUGCUGUUUGGAUAUGCAACGUUUUCAUGGAUGUACUUACUGGCUGGGCUCUUCCAUGAAACAGGAAUGGCCUUUAUCACUUAUGUCUGUGUCAACUUGUUUUUUGGCAUCAAUUCCAUUGUUUCCCUGUCUGUGGUAUACUUUCUUUCCAAGGAAAAGCCUAAUGAUCCGACUUUAGAACUUAUUUCUGAAACCCUCAAGCGCAUUUUCCUGAUUUUCCCACAAUUCUGUUUUGGCUAUGGUUUGAUUGAACUUUCUCAACAACAGUCAGUCUUAGACUUCUUAAAAGCAUAUGGAGUGGAAUACCCAAGUGAAACCUUUGAGAUGGAUAAACUGGGAGCAAUGUUUGUGGCUUUGGUUGCUCAGGGUACCAUGUUCUUUCUCUUGCGACUCCUAAUCAAUGAGUGGCUAAUCAAGAAAUUCAGACUCUUCUUCAGGAAAUUUAAUUCUUCACCUGUAAUGGAGACAAUAGAUGAAGAUGAAGAUGUGCAGGCUGAGAGAUUAAGAGUUGAGAGUGGUGCAGCUGAAUUUGACCUGGUCCAACUCCAUCGUCUCACAAAGACCUACCAGCUUAUCCACAAAAAGAUUGUAGCUGUAAACAACAUCAGUAUUGGGAUACCUGCUGGAGAGUGCUUCGGCCUUCUUGGGGUGAAUGGAGCAGGAAAGACUACUAUAUUCAAGAUGCUGACUGGAGACAUAAUUCCUUCAAGUGGAAACAUUCUGAUCAGAAAUAAGACUGGAUCUCUGGGUCAUGUUGACUCUCACAGCUCAUUAGUUGGCUACUGCCCUCAGGAAGAUGCCUUAGAUGAUCUGGUAACUGUGGAAGAACAUUUGUAUUUCUAUGCCAGGCUACAUGGAAUUCCAGAGAAGGAUAUUAAAGAAACUGUACAUAAACUCCUGAGGAGACUUCACCUGAUGCCCUACAAGGACCGACCUACCUCUAUGUGCAGUUACGGCACAAAGAGAAAAUUAUCCACUGCGCUGGCUUUGAUAGGAAAACCUUCCAUUCUUCUGCUGGAUGAGCCAAGCUCAGGGAUGGAUCCUAAGUCAAAACGGCAUCUCUGGAAGAUCAUUUCAGAAGAAGUGCAGAGCAAAUGUUCUGUCAUCCUGACAUCUCACAGCAUGGAAGAAUGUGAAGCUCUCUGUACCAGGCUGGCCAUUAUGGUGAAUGGAAGAUUCCAAUGUAUUGGAUCUUUACAGCACAUAAAGAGCAGGUUUGGACGUGGAUUUACUGUCAAAGUUCACUUGAAGAAUGACAAAGUAAGCAUGGAGACCCUCACAAGGUUCAUGCAGCUGCACUUUCCAAAAACAUACUUAAAAGAUCAGCACCUUAGCAUGCUAGAGUAUCAUGUACCAGUGACAGCAGGAGGAGUAGCAAACAUUUUUGAUCUGCUGGAAACCAACAAGACUGCUUUAAAUAUUACUAAUUUCCUAGUGAGUCAGACCACUUUGGAAGAGGUUUUCAUCAACUUUGCCAAAGACCAAAAGUCCUAUGAAACUACUGACACCAGCAGCCAAGGUUCUACCACCAGUGUUGACUCACAGGAUGACCAGUUAUAGUUACAGCACAUCCAGAACUCAGUCUCAGCAGAUGGAUAAUAGCUUCACUUUGAGGAAGAGCCACAGAACGAAAAAGUACAUCUUCAUUUUAAAGUAUUUUACUAUAUAGAAAUUUACCAUUGUGUAAGACUAACUGGUUAUAGAUGGAAAGUCAAUAUUGUUGACUUUCUAUGGUCAGUCAAUAUUGUUGCUACUAAAAUGGAUUCCUAUAUACUCAACACUGUGAGAGUGCCAAGGCAAAACCACCUUAAGACAAAUGUCUUAAUUUAUUACUUUCAAUAAAAAGCUUAAAAAGGCAUGGGUAUUAGUAGUUGAAAAGUAAGAGUGGAGAAGCACAGUAAGGUGAUUUGGGGUAGGUAGGGUUAGACAAGCAAAAUAAUUUAUUUCUAGAAAAUAACAGAAUGAGCAUCAGUAUGAAUAUGUGAAUCAAUUGUAAUGUGCCAAGUGCUACCAGCUAGGUUAGCAAUGGCAGUAAACAGUGGGCAUUUUGUCUACAAGGGAUAUGCAUAUCAUUUUCAGUAACUGAAUACACAGGGACUCACUAAACCCAAGAAAGCACCUUUCUACAAAAAUGCAAUUGAAAGCGCAGUUUGCCCUGGUGGUGAACAAAACUCAGAAUAAUUCCUGCCAUGCCAAUAGUAAGGCGCAGGGCAGAGCACGAAGCUACUAGCUGUUUAGGGGGGAAAUGGGUGUGUCAGCUGGGCAGAUACAGAUUGUGAAAACUGGUACUUCAUGUGCUGCUGGCAGGCAACUUUUUUUAAAGGUCCUACAGAAACCCUCAUAUUCUGGUUUUCUGCACAGAAAAGAUUCCUGUGGGCAGAAAAUGAAUAUGAAGACGAUUUUCAGCUAAUCUUGGCUGAUCCAGAUUUGUGUGUAUGGCUAUCGGAUAGACUUCUUAAUAAUGUUAAAUUAAGUGGAUCUCAAGACAGGUGCUUUAUGUACCGUGUGUGUGUGUGUGUGUGUGUGUGUGUAUGUUGUGUACAAGCUUGCCGUUUGGCAUCACUGUUUCUGUUUCAAAAAUCAAUAAACUCAAAGUUUAGAAAAAACAAUUCAUCAUGUCAUUUCAUUUACUAGGGAAGAGCCAGAAGCAUAAAAAUUGGAUUCUCACGAACUACAAGGACCCAAGCAAUCUGACCCCUGCUUACCUCUCACCUCACCCUCAUUGUUCUUCCUUUGCUCUUUCGGAGCUGGCGAUGCUAGUGUCUUGCCUGUGUUUUCAAUGCUCCUUCCCAUCUCCAGCACAUGCUGUGCAUCCCUGCUGGGAAUGCUCCCUUCCCCUCAACCACCACACUCUCUGUGCCUAACUCAUCAUCUUACAAGUUCUCCGAGAAGCUUUACUGCCCUGCUUUCUUAGUUUAAACCUCGCCACCCUUUCUAACAUUGCACUUUGUUGUGUCUCCCACUUUUUGUACUAUGUAAUAAAUCCAGACUAACAAUAUGUAACUUAACAGAUGGCAGCAUAAUUUCUCUUAGGGUAUAAAAUGGCUCUGUUGAGCAUAAUAUAUAGAUAAGUCUUUUGGACAAGAAAGUAUAACUCUGACAGCAUAGGUAUCUUCAGGAGCCCAAGGGACAGGUUCCAUGAAAGCAUAAAAAGGAUUUAUUCUUCUUUUUGUUUGGUUGCUUGCUUCUGAGCAAUGGAAGGAAGGCCAACAAAAGGAAGGAGAAAGGGCAGAAAGGAAAGAGGAAGUGGUACAGAGGUGGAAGGCUGGGUAUUGAAGACAUGAGAGUCCAGGAGAAAGUGGUUGAAUGGACUUUUAAAGAUAGGGAUAUCUAAAUGCUUUUUCAUGUGUAUUUGUUGUUCAUCCAUGCUAUGGACUGUCCCCAUCACCAUUAAAUCUUAA